This is a messenger RNA of Portunus trituberculatus (swimming crab), 3925 nucleotides long. RefSeq lists its product as uncharacterized. NCBI's taxonomy places the organism in Eukaryota, Metazoa, Arthropoda, Malacostraca, Decapoda, Portunidae. The transcript is spliced from 8 exons. The record is from RefSeq and is a predicted model, not a curated record. Bases 194 to 2485 code for a protein of 763 amino acids.
AGUGGGCUUGGUGCGAAGUUCAAGUUUUGUUUUGUUAUUUGCCAAACGUGUGUGGUAGUGUUACCCCACCCCCCCUCUACCUUGAGCUCUUGUUCAUUGUGUGGCAUAUGCAGUAGGUAUAUCACAUUCCACUUCAAAUGAAAAGGAAGAGUUCUCUUUACAAGAUGUCCCUGGAGUAUGUGUUUGUGUCAUCAUGGUUGACAUCACUGGAAGGGUGACAGCACUCAGCCACUCUUUUAGGGUGCUGGAUGGCUUCAUGUUCUUUUUAAAGUUGGACAGUGGAGGAGAAACUGAACACAUAUUGGUGAAGGAACCCAAGUUUCAAGAAUGGCAUCUAGUCGUUGAAGUAAAUGGGUAUUACACCUUUACUUGCUUACAUCCUGUGGACAUAGAUUUAAAAAGUCAAUCAAUCAAAGCCUUCAGUACAUGCUGUCACUCAACCUUAUCCCAACUCCAUGAGAAAGAAGCAUGUCUACUAGAAUACUCGUUAGCAGGACUGUGCUUGAGAAUGCAGCCUAAAAUACUUUCAUGCAAGGCAAAGGUGGCUGAAGUUAUUGAUGAGGAAGUUGGAAUUUAUCUUCUAGACAACAACAUGAAGCUCUACAUUACCUUCCUCAAAGACCUAACUGGAGAGAUUUGGAAUGAAGAAAGCCCAUAUAAGACAAAGACAUUAGUUGAAGCUCUUAAUAACCAUCAAUCAUUUGAAUCAGAAAGGACAUCAUCACAUUUGCCAAGGUGUACAGAUGUAUAUAAGUGUUUGAAAGUUGGAGACACUGUCAGGAUCAUCAGAUGUCAUUACAUAUUAAAGGAGAAGAAAGUUACACUGGUGUGCUGUGGUCAGAGCUACAUUUUAAAUGAGAGCAGAAAGUUCUUUUUGAACAUAGAUUCAUGUGUAAAAAUACCAUGGAUCACUUCUGCUGUUCACUUCCUCAACUUAAACUUCAAGGGGCUCACCUGGCUACUGAGACUUAAGGAGGAGUUACUCAGUGUCCUUCCUUCCAGUAUCUCAACAUCUGCUUGUCAUUCAAGCCCAAGUCACAGUAGUGACUCUAGCCUGCUUAUGUUGUUACUUGAUGAAGCCAAGAAACGGAAUAUGAUGAAGGAAAUGAAACCUCGCUCAGCAGUGGAGGAGUUCCUUGAGCCUUUCCAUGAAUGUACCAUUAUGAAGGAUUUUGUGCCUCCAUUUCAGCUUGUUUCUUUAAAAGAUAUUUUGGAUGAGCAAACUUCAAAUAAUUCUUCAAUGACUUCAAACCAAGAUCAACAAAUUGGUCAUAGCAGCCAGUUUAAUGAUUUUUGGAGUUAUAACAUCAGUCCAGAGAGCAAAUACUCCAAUGUGUUGGUUGGGAAGUUAGGUGCUGGCCAAGAUGGAGUUUUACAGUUACAUCAAGCUGAGGUGGCAAUGGAUCUAGUUCUUAUUGGCAAUGCAGGCAUGGCUCUAAGCAGUUUUGGAACAACAAUUGCACUUUUUAAUUAUCGUAUUGUUAGAGAAAAUUUUCAUAUGAAUAUGAAAGAUUCUGCAGAUUUUCACAAGAUUUAUCUUGUAUCAAGAAAUUCUGAUUUAAUUGUAUUAGAAGAAGCUGAAAAAAAAUUACCAACUUCAAAGAGAGGUAAUUAUGAUCAAUAUUCAUAUAAAUUUAAACUUUUAUCUAAGAGUGCACUUGUUGUUCCUCAUCAUGGCAAAGACACUUUUUCAUUCUCUAAGUUCUUGCAAAGCAAGUUCUUUGUUGGAAUGACAACCUUAAUGAAAAUUGGAUAUAAAGAGGAGGUAUUAGAAACAUGGCAGAAGUUUGUGAAGUUUUCUGGAGAGAAUGCCUGUCUUUAUCCACUUCUUGAAGUUGGAGAUGAGUGUGAGCUGAAGAUACCUCCUUCACUUGAUGCUGAAGCUAUACUUAAACGGUCUCAUUCAUUUAAUUGGAUGAAGUGUAUAUCAGAGGAUCAAAGUACACACUGCCUUUUUCUGCCUUCAGAGAUUCUUGUACAGAAAGUGUCAUCUGUGCAGAUGAAGUGGGGUGAGAUAGGUGUGCAACAAGUUCAAAAUCAGGGUGACAGUUCAGAACUUCUUACCAUAACUGGCACUGUCAUGUGCAAGAUAUUUGUGCUUCCCAAAUUUGAAUCUGAAUGUUCUAAACUUGCACAUCAUAUAUAUAAGGAUUGCCAUAUUGGUGUUCCUGAAGGCAGACAAAUUAAAAUAUUGAUCAAGGAUGAAGAUGAUUGUAUGCUGUGGCUGUAUAUUACAUGUUCCACAAAUUAUUUCACUAAAAUCUAUCCCUUGUUUGUAGUUCCUGGAAUUAGGAUCAUUGCUACAGAUGUUAGGAGAAUGGUUGCCAAAAACAAGAAUGUGUACAUGAGCAGUUCUAAUUUCACACAUAUUAUACCUCUAUCAAUUUCGAAUCAGAAAAAGCAGAUAAAACUAACAAAGCCACAUUUGUGGAGGCUAGGUAUGUUGUUCUUGGAAAUGUUCCACUCCCUUCUCAUCCAUUUAUAAUAAUUGCUAGGGUUCAUGUAAUUAUGCAAGCAACUUUAAAAGUAGUUUGUAGAGUUUGCAAGAAUAUCAUGGAACAGAGUUCAGUUCAUUGCAAGAACUGCUUUUCACAAUCUUCAGCAAAUAUAGAAGCUUCAGUGACAGUAAAAGUUGAUGAUGGCACAGGCACUGCCAUCAUUCUGGUAAAAAAUCUGAAGCAUUUUGCACUUCUUGUGGGCCUUACAAGGAAAGAUUUUAUAAAACUAUCUAAUAUUGUUCUGUCUCAGUGCAUGCAUUUAGAAUAUGAUUAUUACAAGCCAUCAUCCUCAAAAGAUUUCAUGAUGAUGAUAACUAAAGCAAAAUGUCAUUAUUCUUUUAAGUUUACAUGUAGGAAACAAAGGUCUCAGCCUCAUAUAUGUCUAGAUGUGUCACUGUUAAGGCCAAUUCAAGAUGCAAAGCUUCUACAGUAAAGUAAUUGUUCUUUUAUAAUUUAUAUGUAGGAAACAGUGGUGCUUUUGUUUGACAAGUUCUUAGGUAGCAGCAAAAUUUAUAAAUUACAUUUACUGUAAGCUAGGCUGAUUCACUAAAAUCCUAAACUUGUUCCAUUUCAUGGGGCAACUGAUGGAUACACUUUUUAUAUUUUCUUGCCUCAGCUGCAGACUUUAAUAAGAUCAAAUUAUCAGCUACCUUUGCUCUGAGCUUAUUUUUAAAACUGUUGAGAAUAUAAUGAUUUAAGAUUAUGGUUAUAAGUCAAAAUCAUCCUCAGCUUAAAUAUAGUAAAUGCAAACAAUUAUGACCAUUGUAUGCAUAUGCGUAUUGUAGUAUGUAUAUACAUAUUUGUAUGCAAGUUAUGAUGGAGCAGCUAGAGAGUGCAAGUUAAUGUACAAGUCUUUUAUGUCCAUUUCUUUUUGUGAUAAAGUUUUAAAGUUUGAGGAUGUACUGACAAAAUGCCAAAAUAAAGGUGAUUGAUUUUUAAUGGGAUAAGAAGAAAUGUGAGUAGAGAAUGGGAAAGGGAGUGAGCAAUUUUAUAAUAAGGUGUUGCAUCUUCUCAUCACUGUGAUAUGGAAGAUGUAUAUCCUCAUCCAUAUUGUCACAAGGCAUGUUGCAGUUGAGAUUUGAAAAAUUUAUUUCAAGAAAGCUAUUGGAUUUAUGACUUGAAAUUCUUAGAAUAUUAUCAGCCAAUGGUUGUCUCUGAUGUGUUUGAAUAUGAAUGUGAUAGAGUAAUGUCAUGAUAUCAUGUACAGUAAAACCUCAGCUCACGACCAUAAUUCCCUCCUAAAUCCUGUUCGUCACCCAAUUUGUUCGUCCCAUGAAUCAAUUUUUUCCCAUAAGAAUGUAUUGAAAUACCAUUAAUCCGUUCCAGACCAAAAAUAAAUCAUACUUUUGUCCAUAAAACCCAUUCAAAAUAGACCUUUAAUGUAUGCAUGACAUGAACAAAAUAAUUAUAAAAAGCCUAAAUUGUUU